Molecule: messenger RNA, 3634 nt
Organism: Paramisgurnus dabryanus
Lineage: Eukaryota; Metazoa; Chordata; Actinopteri; Cypriniformes; Cobitidae
Gene: meioc
Product: minamoto
Biological process (GO): female meiosis I; male meiosis I; mRNA stabilization
Cellular component (GO): cytoplasm; nucleus
Source: RefSeq, a predicted model, not a curated record
GGUUAAUAAUGCAAUGAAAAGUAAAGUCAAUGGGAAUUCAAGUGGAGCAAGAAAUACGUUUGAUCGGUUUCAGAAUGGAGGACCAGACUCAUACUUUUCCCCUUACAAGAAAAGUUUUAAUGAUGGCAGAUGCCUGUCUCAGUCUUCCAACUUUUUAUCGGACUGCCUGUUGCAAGACUAUGCACCUCUGCCUUACACAGUUUGGUCAACUCUGGAAGACGGUUGUAAAUCAGUGGAUUGUCCUCAAGGCACGCCUAAUAACAGACAUCUGAUAGAUGGCAGCAGUUGUGGAAGUGAAGCCGAUCUUUAUGGAUUAGUGUCAAACAUCUUGGACGAGCCGGAUUCGAUGGACCCAUACUCCUCACAUUUCUCAGAAAACAGGGCAUCGUCUAGUCUGAAAGGUGUUUGGUCUCCAAAGUUAAUGAGAGAGGACAGCCUACAGUACUUCAAUAAUGAGGUGCAGGUGCCACCCAGCACUGGCUUCCCAUCAAACCAAAUUUGUGCUAAACCAGUCAGCAGUGUCUGUCAUCAGGUUGCAGGCAGAGAAUCUCAUCAGUGGUCUGAACCUGAGAAUAUCAACGGUUUCCAUUCUUCUGUGCCACCCUUUCAUUUCUCCUGCAAUGGAGAGGCUGAUACAUAUUUUUCCCCACCUCAAAAUCUCCCUUUUCCCCCAGGCUUAAGCCCAGCGUCAGCUUUAAGGUCUUACAUGGGUAAACCUGAGUAUAUUACACCUGAGAAGGAUGAGGGAUACUGCAGCAGCACUAACUGCCUGUCUGAUUACAUAAGCAGAGCCAACAACUCAGUUUUCAGUUCGCCCCAUGACUUUUCAGCUGUGGGCAUGGAAAAAAUGAGAAAAGCUGAAUCUUUCUCUAUGCAGGAUGUCAAUAAACUGGCCAUUCUCUUAGAGCAGGAUGGUAACUGCAGAGAAUCGUAUCAGAACAACUUUCUUGUCCGGAGGAAUUGUGAGGAAAUCAUGGCAGAGCAGAAAAGCCAUCCGUAUAAAAAGAUGUCAGAGCUUAUUACUCAGAUGCCAAAUUUUAAGAGAGAAAUGACCCACAGCAAUGUGAACCAAGCAGAAGCUGACGCAGGAGCCAAAAAUUCAUUUUUACAAAGUUAUUUUCCUACAAAUGAUUUUUUGGCGUUCGGACAACAGCCACCUAAACCUUUUUCACCCACCUUCGUCCAGCCAAACAAAGAAGCCAGUCAGAUGGGACAAAGUGUGAAUCAGUUUCGGCAAACCCUGUCAAAUCAUUACAAAAGCCAAGCUAGCAAUAACAUUGAAUCACAGGGGUUACCAAAGCUUUUGUCUGGGGUUGCUCCAUUACUUCCUUCUCACCAGUUGUUUCAGACUGCGUCAAGAGUCCCAGCAGAUUUCAGUCAGGGAAAUGAAGAGAAACUACAGAGCACUGUAAGCCAGACCAGUCUGGAGGGUUUAAGGAACGGAUUUGGAAAUAUGGACAUUUCAAACUUUGACCUCCAGCUACAGAACAACAAGCAGUCGACAGGCCUCAUGGUCGAUGGCCGUCUUACUCAGCGAUUCAGCAUGAAGCCCAAACUUCCAGUUGGUUUUCCUAAGGAGACUGACAAGAGACCUGGACUUCUGCAGAAACCAUACCAGGGGCUGGACAGUGUGUACGGCGGGCGGGUCAGAUAUACCGGAGCUGGAUCAAACUCAGCCAAACCCACACCAUCGCAGCUUUUCCCAUUCCUGUAUCAGAUGCAUGAUCCUAGGAAAAAUGCAUGCCAUCCAAUUCAGCCUCCACCUCCACUGUCUUAUGGAGGCCUUAUGCCUGUGAUCGACAUGAAUGAACAUUUUGCAAAUGGAGAUAUUUCAGCCCUCAGUCCCUACCUGCAAGAGUUUAGUGUGGCGAGCCAAGCAUUGGGGGAUGGGGCUUUCCCAGGUUUUAUGUCUGCUAUGAAUUUACCUAUGCUUGGCAAAGGACUUGGAAGCCCCAACAGUCAGCUACACUCUUAUCUGGAGGAAUGUUAUGAGCAGUGGAGAAUGCUGGAGAAAGAGAGAAAAAAAGCAGAAGCUGUUCUUAUGAUGAAUUACCCAGGAAAACGUGUGUCUGUGGUGACCAGCAGCACUUUACCCAAAAUUCCUCCAAACCCCACUAGAGUGGACCGACUUAUCGUAGACCAGCUGCGAGAACAAUCCAAGGUGGCAGGUUUGUUGGGAAAGAUGGAACAGUUGCGUAGUUUUCCGCUUCAUGCUAAUAUCAUCUCAGCGCUGGACAGGCAUCUUGAGAUCAUCUACACCACUCAGGCACGCCGCAAGGAUGAAUUCAUCAAUGCUGGCAGCAGACAGAGGCAGCCAGUGGCCUUCUUAAGAGAGGAAAGGGAGACACUUCUGUUGGCAUCUGCAGUGAAAGAUCUGUGCAGCAGCACCAGGAAGGCCCGGACGGCUCUUUGGUGUGCUUUGCAAAUGACUUUGCCCAAAACAAGCAUUUACCAAGAGGAGAGACAUGAGGAAGGUAUCUGUUCUCCUUUAGGGCAAGACAGUCCUGAGCAGAGAAGCUUGAAUAUAGCACUGACUGCCCUGUGAUAACUGAAUGUCAGGUACACAUUUGUGUGUGUCUUUUUGUUUAACACAGAAUAACAUUUUUAGCCUGUCAGAAAUGUUGUGAUGGGAUUGUGUUUUAAAGGGGAAUAGAUGAGUUAUUUAUGUUAUUAUAUUACAGUGAUAUGCAGUAUUAGGCUCAGUUGUGGGCAGCUGGUCGAAUUCUUAGUUCAUUAAUAUUUAUUAGUCUUCUGUGGAAACCACCAAUCAAAAUACAAUCAAAUUCUCCAAAAGUGCAUACAAUUAUGAGAUCAGUUUUGAAUUACUGUCCAAGGACUCCUAAUAAACUUCCAGGUAAGAACGUUUUGAGAGAGUAACAUGUGCCUCAGGAGACUGGGAGUGGCUGAAAAGUGACAGUUAAAAAUUAAAGAGGGAUGAAAUCAGAAAGAAGGAACCUUUUUAUUGGACAAUGGUGAUAAUGAUAUAGAUGUUGCAGCUGGAGUAUCAUCUGUGACUUUGGAGGAUAUGGGGAUUUUGUUGCCCAGUUGACCCUGAAUGUGUAUAAAUAGUUAAUACUUGUGUGUGUUUUGCUUUGGACAAAAGCAAUAAUUUAUGUUAGUUUAUUUUAAAGUUUAAUUAGUGUCUGCUUCAAAGUAACCAACAUCCUCUGCUAGUUUAAAGUCAACUGAUACACCCAUUCACAAAAGCUAAGGCAGUAUUUAUAACCAAAGGUUGUGUUCUGGUUGUCCUGUCAUUACUUAUUUAUUUGAGAAUAAUUUAAUUUGAAUAAGCAAUUGUUUUAUAGUGAUCUAACUGGGCAAUUAAUGAUAAUAAUAGUAGAUAUUUACCUAACUCUGAAAAUCUGAAUGUGAUUUUACUUAGUUACUCAGUUUGCUUUUCUUAAAUCUUUCCCUGACAAUCUUUCAAUCACUAUUUUUCCAAGUAUGUUUAAUAUCAAUAUGUGUGUGAUUUAAUUAUUUUAGAAUAUAUUGAGCUAUAUACGGAGAUAUCAUUAAUGGACUGAAAUUAAAUGAAUGUUACCUGUGAAUGUUAAGACUGUCAUUGUUCCUAUGAUGUGUGCUUCUACUGUUAUUGCUUCAUUUCUCUUUUUUUUGUUAACUUUCUGUUCAUUAA